AUAAAGGGUUUUUUUUGGGGGAUUUAGUUGGUUUCUAGUUUGUACAUACAUGUACAAUUCCCCCAAUUUCCCUUACCCAAAUCCCUAAUCUUCUCUUGCCAUAGAAAUCCAGCCAAAGACCACCAACAGUCGCUGCCGUCGCCUGAUUCCCUACCUUCCCCCUUCUCCCUCUCCUUCGAUUUCUCGCCUCACUCUCCCGCACAUACUAGAAUGUACACUGAGGAGCGUUCAGAUAUAUCUGGAAAGAUGGACAAUAGAAAGGAGGAAAAGGAAGACAUAUCUGUUCAAAUAAAGGUCUUGUUCUUUGCUCGAGCAAGAGAUCUAACUGGAAUGACAGACACGAUGUUGGAAGUUUCACCAGGUACUACUGCUCAUGAUUGCUUGAAUAAGCUUAUUAUCAAAUUUCCAGGCCUUGAAGAGAUCCGUAACUGUAUGGUACUUGCUCUAAAUGAGGAAUACACCCCGGAGUCAGCUGUUGUUAAAGAUAGAGAUGAAUUGGCUAUCAUACCUCCUAUAAGCGGAGGGUAAUACACUUCUAACCAUGUUUAAGUAAUCGAAAUGUGAAAACAUUGGGUGAUCUUUAUUUUCUUGAAUACUUUUUUGAGCAAUCCUGCAAGUGUAUUAUAGAUAACAAAUAAAAUCUGCAAUGAGACAUGUGCCCAAGUGAUGAAGUAAAAUGCUGUACCAACAGAUUUGAAAAUCAAGAAUAUUUCGUGGAUUCUAUAUCUUACAUUUUUUGUACA
This is a messenger RNA of Sesamum indicum (sesame), 743 nucleotides long. It is a transcript of the gene CNX7, whose product is annotated as co-factor for nitrate, reductase and xanthine dehydrogenase 7. The record is from RefSeq and is a predicted model, not a curated record. Lineage: Eukaryota; Viridiplantae; Streptophyta; Magnoliopsida; Lamiales; Pedaliaceae. Gene Ontology annotation, biological process: Mo-molybdopterin cofactor biosynthetic process. Gene Ontology annotation, cellular component: cytosol; molybdopterin adenylyltransferase complex.